AUGGCUAGUGAAGAUCAACUGGAAGAGGUAAAUUACUAUGACCUAUCCAUGGAUGAUUUACACGUCAUUAUAGAUGAUCUUACCCAUCUUUCUGAAAAGUUGUUGAAAAAAUAUAAUAAAUGUAAAUCUGAAAAUGAGAUAUUGAAUGUAGUAAAUGAUUUCUUAAAAGAAACAGAAUGUGCAAUGGAUCUUAUUGACAAAAAUAGGUUUUUGAAAUCUGAAAUUGGAAGACUUAAAGGAAUGCACAUUGUGGAUCCUUCACAAGAACUUGUUGCUGAAAAUGAAAGGCUAAAUGAAAUGAUUAAAAGAUUAAAUAGUGAUUUAGCAAGAUUUGCUCACACUUCUAAUUUGCUAGCAUCCAAGAAGAAGAAAGACAUGUGGUACUUGGAUAGCAGAUGUUCCAAGCACAUGACGGAAAGGUCAACAUUCUUCAUCAAACUCAACAAGUAUGAUGGAGGGUUUGUGAUCUUUGGAGAUGAUGGUAAGGGCAAAAUUAUAGCAGUUGGAAAAGUAGGUAAAAAUUAUUCUAUCUUCAUUGAUGAUGUCUUUUUGGUUGAUGAUUUGAGGCAUAAUCUAUUGAGUAUCAGCCAGUUAUGUGAUUUAGGUUACUUAGUGAUAUUCAAAAUAUUAGAAUGCCGAGUGGUGAGUGAAAAGACUAAUGAGGUACUGUUAGUUGCAAAUCGGUGUGAUAAUGUGUAUGAUCUCACUCUUGAUGAGCUAAAUAAUCAAAAUGUAGCUUGUUUUCACUCCAAAGAUUCUGAAAAGUGGCUAUGGCACAAAAGAUUGGGUCAUGCAAGAUUUUCCACCACUAGCAAAGCUUAUAGAGUUUACCAUCAAGAUGCUAGAAUAAUUGAGGAGUCCAUACAUGUAACCUUUUCUGAUACUAACUUGGUUCAAAGUAUCUUGGAAGAUUGUGAUGUAGGAACUCAAGUUGAAGGCAAUAAGAAAGAAGCCCAAAGUCAUGAGGAAGAAAUUUCUGAGCUACCUAAAUCUGAAAUUGCUGCUGUAGGAGAUCCUGUAGGAGACAAUUUUAUUUUAUCUCCUGAAACAGGUCAAAUUCUUGAGAAUACCAGUUUCUUGGAUCUCUCAGUGACCGAAUCUGCUCCUAGAUCCACUAGAUCCCGUGAGUGA
Messenger RNA from Arachis stenosperma, 1131 nucleotides. RefSeq lists its product as uncharacterized. NCBI's taxonomy places the organism in Eukaryota, Viridiplantae, Streptophyta, Magnoliopsida, Fabales, Fabaceae. The record is from RefSeq and is a predicted model, not a curated record. The coding region runs from base 1 to 1131 and encodes 376 amino acids. The transcript has 3 exons.